Amphiprion ocellaris (clown anemonefish) is the source of this 3706-nucleotide messenger RNA. It is a transcript of the gene exoc3l1, whose product is annotated as exocyst complex component 3-like 1. The transcript is spliced from 15 exons. Gene Ontology annotation, cellular component: exocyst. Gene Ontology annotation, molecular function: SNARE binding. Lineage: Eukaryota; Metazoa; Chordata; Actinopteri; Pomacentridae. The record is from RefSeq and is a predicted model, not a curated record. Gene Ontology annotation, biological process: exocytosis; exocyst localization. Bases 248 to 2593 code for a protein of 781 amino acids.
CCCUCCCUUUCCUGCCGGCCUCUCGGCGGAGGAUGUGUCCAGGAGAGAGAGUGUAUGUGAGGGGAAAGAGGGAUCACUAGAAUGGAUCUGUGCCCUCUCUCCUCCACCCUUUCUUCUCCUUCUCCUUCUCCUUCUUCCUCACCUCCGGCUCACCUCUCCUCACCCUCCUCUCCUCUGGACUCCCUCAGCAGUGUCGGCGUCUCGGGGAACAGGAGUCUCAGGACGAGCGGCCGAAUCCUGAACUUCAAUGUCAGCUGUGGAUCAGAAGAAUGGUGGUGACAAACCAGAAGGUCCAGUUUCGGCGGUGGAGGUUUGGCCGGAGGUGGAGCGAGCCGAGUGUCUGGCCCGAGGCGCCGCCCUGAAGUGGGCGUCGGGUGUUUUCUGUCGACCCGAACAUCUGGAGAGGCUGAGCCAGUACCGGAAGAGAGAGAGCCAGAGGACGACGUCGAUCCACACCAGACUGAAGUCCAUGGUCCAGUCCUACCUGGAGGGGGUCGGCUGGGGUCUGGAGCAGCUCCGGGAGGCUCGGUCCGAACUCAACCAGGUCUCUCAGGCCUUGAAGAAAGCAGGACUGGAGUCAGACCAGAACUUAGAGGGAGUGAAAUCUCUGGAGAGGCUGAGGGAAGUUUCAGUCCAGCACCGACAGCUGGUGGCCGCCGUCAGCAACCUGCCCAGACUUUACUCAGUCCGUAGCCUGGUUCUGGAGACGGAGCGUCUGGUGGAGUCCCGGCGGCUGCUGGAGGCCCACGCCCGCCUCAUGGACCUGGAGCACUGGCAGGACGACAUCCUGUGGCAGCUUCACGGCGCCGCCGCCUCCACUGGAAGCAAACUGAGUCCAGAAGAUCAGCAGCUGGUCGACAAAUACUUCUCUGGAGUCGGACAGCUGGUGGACGCUCUGGCCAAGGAGCUGUGGGCCGUGGUCAGCAGCUCUCUGGCUUUAGCCCGUCAGAACCCGACGCCGUUCGUCUCGGCCGUCAGGAUCGUGGAGCGAGAAGAAGCUCUGGACCGAGUUCUGCUGGAGGAGAGAUCAGGAACCAACGGACGGCAGCUGCCUCCUGGACGACCUCGAUGCUGGAGGGCCAGUUUCUUCCAGGUCUUGGAGGAGGCGGUGUCGGCUCGGUUCCGGAGCGUCUCCUACCUUCACACCAGAGGUCCAGGUCUGGCCGGUCACCUGUCGGCGCUGCAGCACGGCAUCAUGGCCGACCUGGCCACGGUGCGCCACCUGCUGGAGCACUGUGUUCCUCCACAUUAUCACCUGACCGGAGCCUACCUGAGGGCCAGUCACCGCUGUCUGCACACACACCUGGCUCAGGUGAGCAGCUGGGAUCUGGAAAGUGGAGAAAUCUUUGCUGUUCUUAACUGGGUGCUGCACAUUUACAACAGCCCGGACAUGAUGGGUCACCCGGAGCUGGUGGCUGAGAUGGAGAGAGAAGAUCUGGGACCUUUAAUCUCCAGCGAAGGACUCGAGCUGCUGCAGAACAAAUACGUCCAGAGCGUUCGGAAAAGUGUGUCUGAAUGGAUGCAUAAAGCUCUGCAGGUGGAGCUGCAGGACUGGCAGCGAGAUCAGGAGCCGGAUACCGACCACGAAGGUUUCUACCAAACCAGCCUGCCGACCAUCAUCACACAGAUGCUGGAGGAGAACGCCCGAGUGGCCCUGAUGAUCGGAACGUCUCUGAGAGAUCAGACGAUCCAGAUGGGUCUGUACGAGAUGGAAAACCUCCUGAACAGGUUUCGGGAAGCUCUGGUGGAGUUUGGGAAGGAGCAUCGCAGGGAUCCAAACAACAGCAAAAGCAAGUUCUACCUCCACUAUCUGCUGGCCUCCAUCAGUAACUGCAUCAUCCUCAAAAAGUCCACAGAGAGCCUCCAGCAGCAGCAGUCGUCCCGGUCGGCCGGUCGGUUCUCCAGAACUCCUCCCAACCCCCUGGCGGCUCUGGACCGGGCGGUUCGUCGGGCCUGUCGCCUGGUCAUGGAUCAGCUGCUGCUGAACCUCCAGCCCUUCCUGCCCGGCCUGCUGACCCGACCCUGGCUGGUCCAGGGAGACCCGACACCCAAACUCUGCCGGGUUCUGGAGCAUCACCUGGAGCUGUACGGGAGAGUCCGACCGCCGUGUCGACAGCGUCUGCAGGAAGAAGCUCAGUGGCUCACGGUGGUUGAAUACGUUCGAGCUCUGAUGCAGAAAAAGUUUGUGUGUCGCAGCACCGACGAGAGGAAACAGCUGGCUCAGCAGAUGUUGCAGGACGAGCAGCUGUUCAGAGAAAUCUUCCACAGUCUGGAAGCUGAAGGUUCGAUUCCUGAGGUGAAUCCUUUAGCUUUACUUCCUGUCAUCGCCGACUUCAUCCGACUCAAAGACCCAAACAUGUUGACGCUGGAAGUAUCGGGACUGGCAGCGAAAUAUCCUGAUAUCAGUGAGGAACACGUCUCCGUCCUGCUGGACGUCCGUGGAGACGUCUCCAGAGACGUCCGAGGUUCAGUCCUGGACCUCCUGGAGCAGAGCGCCCCCCCUCUGCCGGCCGGGUACCGACCCAUCUUCAGCGACAUCCUGGUUCCUCCGUCCAGCAUGGCCUUCUGCCUGCCCACCGCCAAGUGUGCUUAGAGCCAGUUUACUGUAGAUACCAGGCUUCCUGCUCAGGUUAUUGAUCCGGCGAUCAAUACAUUUAUUGACUGAUCUCUGCUCACCAGGGAUCAGUGACUUGCUGGUUCAGGUCUGAGCUUCUUUAAAUUAUUUUUUUCUCUCUGUCUCAACAGAUUUAAACACCGAGAAAAACAGAAAUUCAUCACAUCUGUAAAAAGUAAAGUGAUUUUAUUUAACCCUUGAAACCCCAAAAAGUAAAAUUUUUGUCACAUUCUCAAUAAUUUGUGAUAUUUAAACCCUUCUAGAGCUUCUAAAAUUAUUAACCUCUCACCUCAAAGUGAAUCUCACACAUUUUGGGUUUAUAUCUUUUUUGUGUUUUAUCUUCCAGCUUUUCUGAGGCCUUUAAACACUCUUUUAACCAUCUGAGUGAAAAAUUAAAUACAUUUCCAAACAGAUCAACAGAUUACAAAAGAUAACAUCAGAAAUUAGCACAUUUUCCUGUCAAUUUUGUCAUUUCUUGCUUCACAAGAUUCAAAAAUCCAACCCUCUGAAGUCCAAGCAGCAGUUUCUGGGUGUUUUUGUCUCAUUUUUCUUCGCUGUAGGUUCAUUUUUCACUGCAUUAUAAAGUCCUGCAGCUCUAUGGAAACACAAUGAACUCAGAAAUGUGGUUUUUGGAGCAUGAAAAAAGUGAGAAUGACAUUUAAAAACACUAAAAUAUUGAAUUUAUUUGAUUAUUAUUAUGUUAUUAGAAAAAAAGAGGGCUCCACAUGCUAUAGAUAUUCAACUAUUUACAUUUUUACAGCUUCUACAAACUCUAGAAAGAUGUUUCUCCAUGCUGAAUGUAUCUCCAACAACUGGCUUCUCUGUUCACUGUUUCUGAGCCGAGCUGCAACCUGAAAACUCUCAGAAUUUUUGUCACAAGAUUGUUGGUCACAGCUGAGUCAUUGUUGGCUUCUCAGUUGCAUCAGGAGGAGGAGAAUUUUGUAUUUUUUACAGAAUCUAAUUCGUGCUAAUGGUUAAUUUUUGGCGAAUUUUUGAAUGAGAACAUGUAGAAUAAAGUGAUUUUAAUGGAAUAGAUUUAGUUGUUUUCCCAGAUGGAAUAGUUCAUCACACAUGAAAUCUUUUUUUUUUUUU